Molecule: messenger RNA, 3094 nt
Organism: Caenorhabditis elegans
Lineage: Eukaryota; Metazoa; Nematoda; Chromadorea; Rhabditida; Rhabditidae
Gene: him-17
Product: High Incidence of Males (increased X chromosome loss)
Exons: 9
Coding region: 1-2865 (954 amino acids)
Molecular function (GO): calcium ion binding
Source: RefSeq, marked reviewed
AUGGCAAAACGCCCAAGUACAUCGAAAAACCCAGCGGAGGACGAUGAACUUAUCAUUGAUGAAUGUAGAAGAAAACUAGAUGACGACGAGAGUAACGAUGUUGGAGCUUACUUUGAAGACGAUAAUCAGCAAGGGACUUCAUAUCGAACGCCAUUCAUGCCUUCUCAUUUGGGACUCAUACAAGACCAAUCCCCAGAUCUUACAAUGAAAGAUUUGUUCAAUAGGAAAAGAUCGCGGCCUCAAUCAACGGGAUUUAUCGAUCACAGUCAGGCGCGAUAUUAUGACCGGUACAAGCAACAAGAGUAUACUCGUCGCAACGAUUUUAUGAAGUAUUGUCAUGUAUGCCGUAAGAAAACAGUAGGAAAACUUCGUGUUCUACCCGGCGAUCUUCGUAUGCGAAAAGUAUGGAUUCUCCGGUCAAACCUGGACGAAGAACGAUCUGCAGAGUUGUGGUUAAGAGAAAUGGCUUGUGAAGGAUCUCACGGAGGAGAAUUCUGCGAAGCUCAUUUCCCAGCAGGCUCACAGCAUAUGAAAGGAAAUCAGCUCAUACCCCUUGACGUUAGACCUGAAGAAGGAAGACAUUCUGUUGUGGAAGAUAUUCAAUUCGAUUUCGAUGCCAUACACCUUCAGUGCGUUUUUUGUGGUAGAGACGGCCCUCUUGCAACCAUGCUUCCUUUCAUUAGAAAUCGUGCCAAAAGACUGCGAUGGAUUGAACAGCUAGCUUCUGGAAAUGAAACUUAUAAGAACCGUCUACUCCAUGCAUUACGAGGCGGAGUCACCCAAUUCCUAUGCGAUUAUCACAUUUCUGAUAGCAGUUUCGAGAUAAAUGGAUUUGGAGAGUGGCGUCUUCUCAAAAAUGCGUUACCUGAUCCAAGACUCGUGGCUUCGGACAAGCGAGGCGAACGAAAGUAUCUGGUGGACAAGUGUCGGGAUGAGAUGUUCUGGGAAAGAGCUAUGUGGAAAAGUGCGGACUUGUUGAGUCAAAAUGGUACUGCAGAUGAUGAAGAUAUUAUUGUUGGAGAUGACAUUCGACAGUUUCUGACGAAUAGUGUUCCAUCUGAAGCUGAACAAGUUUUGCAUCCUAUCCUGCAAAUAAAGCAAAACGUUGAGAAGAAACUGAAUGAAGCUGAUUUGCAACCAGGAACGUCUGGAACAUCAGGAGAAUCGAAUGCGACUGCUGAUAAUUUGAAAAUUGGAAUUUCCGAGGAAGGUGUUGAAUAUUCAGAUGAUUCAGACGAAGAAAAUGAAUUGAUCGAGAAGAUGGGAGACAUUCCAUAUUCGAAACGUCUCUGUCAGGUGUGCAGCGCUGUUGAGCCCAUCGGAAACGAGUUUCCCAACAAUUUCCCAUACAAGUUCUCGAUUCGAACAUGGCCGUUUGAUGAGUGUCGACACAAGAAAUGGCUCGAGAUUAUGGAUUGGCCGCCGGAGUUUGAAGAAUCAAUGAAAACUUUGUGGCAGAAACGAAAAACUGAAGGAGCCCUGUCGGAUUCUUACCAUUUCUGCCCGAUUAAUGUGUGUCAGUCCCAUCUUGAUUUCAGACAACUUCCUGAACGUAUGGAAGAGUGGCAUCAGACAUUUUGUUUGCUUUGUGAUACUUGCAUGAGCGAUAAAAGUUUUCUUGUCGGAAUCCCACAUAAUUUUGAAACUCGAACAAAAUGGGCGAAUAGCCUAUUUCCAGUUAAGGAAGGAAACAAGUUUCAGCUCAAGAAGAUUUCCUGGCUUCGUCGUCGAUUCCUUCGUUCGAAACCAACCCGUUACCGUAUCUGUGUGUAUCAUUUCAACAGAAAAGCUUUUCAAGUUAAUCAGGAUGAUAAAAUUGUUCUCGAUGCGGAGGCUCUUCCUCUUCCAAUAGAUUCGGAUGACUUUGAUUUGACACCACGAGGUCCGAAUUCGGUAUGCAAAUGCGUUUUAUGUGACGACUGGAAGAAGGUGGAAGAUAUGGUGCCUUUCCGAGCCCCACACUCUGAAGCUGAAAGAUCAUUCCUUAUCGAUAUUGUCAUUCAUUCGGAUAAAAUGACCAUUAAAAAAGCGCUCGCUUCACUCGCCAAAACAAAUCGUCCAGCUCUCAUUUGCAAUAUACAUUUUCCCGAUGGAAUUGACCCAUUCAGUAUUAUUGCGGAACGGCGACUUAUGUAUGGAGUUCAGUCCGAAUGUGUCUUGUGUGCUCAUGCGAAUGAUUGCACUGCAAUGAUUCCAUUCCCGGGACCCGAUGACGAGAAACUCCGAACAAAAUGGAUAAACUCAAUGUGCCGCGAACCAUGGAUCUAUCGUUAUCUGUCUACUCGUCUUGAGAAACCAGGAAGACACUAUCUUUGUGCAUCUCAUUUCAACCGAAACUCACUUCGAUAUCACGCUGGACUUGGACUCUGGCGAAGAGCUGCAGCAUGUCCUGUUCUUGCCUGUACAACUGAUGAAGAACGACAAGAAGUAUGGGAUCUAAGCAAGUCUCAACCACUUUAUCAUCCAUUGAUUCUCGAAACAUUCGAUGAUAACGGAUCCGGCAGACUUGACUACGAUGAUGUCCUGAACUUUUUGGGAACUGAAAGAAUGCGCCAGAUCGAAACCGAGUUGAACUUCCACGGACGAAACGAUUCAUUGCUUCGCAGAGAAAAUCGGAAAAAGAAUACUGGACGCAGCUUCUAUGCCGAUAUGCCUAAUAUUUACGAGCACGGAGAGCUUCAAGAAGUUGAAGACCAAAUGGAGGGAGAAGAAGAAGAAGUAGUACAAGAAGAAUGUAUUAUCUAUGAAGAAGAACAUCAUUUAGAUGAAGCUGAAGAGCUUGAGGUUAUCGAGGAAGAGGAAGUCGUCGAAGAAAUUGUUGAACAAGUUGUGGACGACGGGGUUGUCGUAGGUGAAGAGAUGUAGACUUUGAUUUCAUUUUCCCUCAUUUUUUAAUUCAAAUGUUUUCAUUUUGAACUAUUCUCGAAUUUCCAACACUGCAUUACGCGUGAUCAAACUUUCAAAAGCCGGUAAAAGUUAGUACUUUUCAAAUUGUACACAUUGAGAUCCAUUUUGUUUUAUUCCCUUUCGUUUCUCUGUUUCUCUAUUUCACCAAUCGAAUAUACAAUAUCUGCCUAAUAAAUUCGUUGCGUUG